UGAUCUCAAUUCGGUUUUAGCCACAUCGCUUAGAGUGUACUCCCAAAAGUUCUCACUACCGGAGGCGUGGUGAUUGCUUAGCAUAAGAAGCCGAUGGAUGAGCACCGUGAACGCACAGCUGCGUGGACCAAACCUCUGCAAUGCAUCGUCAAGCUCGGGGGUGCGGCAAUUACCUGUAAAAAUGAGUUAGAGACAAUCAAUGAGGACAACCUUAACACAGUUUCAUCACAACUAAGGGAAGCGAUGAUUUUGGGGCCUUGCCAUGGGAUGGAUUGGAGCAGAAGGCCUGGAUCCUUGGAAAACCCGACUGUUCCUGAUGACUUUGAUGAUCAGCUGGAAUCAGACUCCAAAAAUUUUAUAGUUGUUCAUGGUGCAGGUUCUUUUGGUCACUUUCAAGCAAGCAAGUCAGGUGUUCAUAAGGGUGGAUUGAGCAAACCUCUUGUCAAGUCUGGUUUUGUAGCUACACGGAUAUCUGUCACAUCCCUCAAUCUUGAAAUUGUUAGAGCUCUUGCAAAAGAGGGUAUCCCUUCUAUUGGAAUGUCUCCAUUUUCAUGUGGCUGGUCAACUUGUGAAAGAAAUAUAGCUAUUGCAGACAUCUCAACCGUGGUUAAAGCUAUAGGCACCGGAUUUGUACCUGUUCUGCAUGGAGAUGCCGUACUGGAUAGUUCACUGGGUUGCACUAUAUUAAGUGGAGACGUAAUCAUUCGUCAUCUGGCAGAACAAUUAAGACCCAAAUAUGUUGUUUUUCUUACAGAUGUUUUGGGGGUAUAUGACCGCCCACCAUCAGAACCUGAUGCCACGCUUCUUAGGGAAAUUGCUGUGCAUGAAGAUGGGAGCUGGUCUGUCAUAAAACCUAAAUUACAAGACACGAGCAAGCAAGUUGAGAUAACCGUAGCAGCUCACGACACGACUGGUGGCAUGAUCACCAAAAUAUCAGAAGCUGCUGUGAUUGCUAAAUUAGGGAUUGAUGUCUAUAUUGUGAAGGCAACAACCAAACACUCUGUGCGGGCUUUGAAAGGGCAACUGAAAGAAAAUAUACCUGAUGACUGGCUCGGAACCGUCAUUCGGCUUGCCAAAUAGAAUAGGCAGCAACCUCCAUUAAGGAAAGACAAAACAAAGAUGUGUAAACUCCAGCAAUCCUAUACUUCUGCCAUUGAGAUAUCAGGUAAAUUAUGUCGUGUCUUUACCAAUUUUUAACUAAUGACUGUUCUACCCCUUCGUGUUACUUGUCCCAUUGCUGUCGUAACUCCAGACUUCAUCAAAUUCAGAAGUGGCACGUGAAAACACUGAGAUGUACUCAAUUACCAUUGGUCUCCAAUUGAUGGAACCCACGAUCCAUGUUAGAGGCAAAAUUGCAAAAGUAGUCCCGUAGUUUAGGAUUUAUUCAAACUUAACCCCAUGUUUUUUGAGAUUUUAAAAUUAGUCUCAUAUUCCGUUGAAAUUAAAAAAUUAGUA
This is a messenger RNA of Sesamum indicum (sesame), 1455 nucleotides long. Its product is annotated as Amino acid kinase family protein. Gene Ontology annotation, molecular function: kinase activity; isopentenyl phosphate kinase activity. Gene Ontology annotation, cellular component: cytosol. Gene Ontology annotation, biological process: terpenoid biosynthetic process. NCBI's taxonomy places the organism in Eukaryota, Viridiplantae, Streptophyta, Magnoliopsida, Lamiales, Pedaliaceae. The record is from RefSeq and is a predicted model, not a curated record.